This is a messenger RNA of Adineta ricciae, 993 nucleotides long. The record is from the annotation of a GenBank genome assembly. NCBI's taxonomy places the organism in Eukaryota, Metazoa, Rotifera, Eurotatoria, Adinetida, Adinetidae.
AUGAACGCCUGGACGACUGAACUUCGAAAAUGGCCGAUGUUAACCGUUUUUGUCUUCGGCCAAGUUAGCAACGUUUUGAGUGUCAUAGUACUCACUCGGCCAAAACUACGAAAGAACACUUGUUCGCUCUACUUAAUUGGAUCGAGUAUCAGCAAUACAAUUUGCAUUUUCGCCGGCAUAUUCUAUUUCGUACUGAGUUCAGGUUUUAACUAUUCCUUAACAGCAAAGUCGCGUAUACUAUGUAAGGUCUUACCGUUCACUUAUUAUUCAACACUAUUUCUAGCUUCCUGGUUUAUCCUUCUCGCAUGCAUCGAUCGGUAUUGUUCAACGCAUAAACGAGCAAUUAUUCGCCGCUUCAGCCAUAUAAACACGGCGAAAUGGUUGGUCGUACUUGUACCUUUAUUUUGCUUUCUUAUGCAUAUACAUAUUCUUUUCUAUAUGGAUUGGGUUCAAACAAAUCAAUGCAGUUAUACUACAUAUAACUUCCUUCUAUUCUUCUAUGUUUACUAUGUCGUUGUCUAUGCAUUUAUGACACCGAUUCUCUAUGUUACUUUUGCCGUUCUAACGAUUUAUAAUGUACGAAAAACUAAGAAGAUAGUCGCAAUAGUUGUUCAAAGAAAUGGUAUGAUGCUUUCAUCACAACGACAACAGUUAACAUUGAAUGCACAAUUACUUCGGAUGCUUCUUGUGCAGGUCAUUUCAUUCGUUAUACUAACGAUGCCAUUGGCAGCAUGGAAUGUCUAUAUUGGAAUAACUGCCUCGAACGAGAAAACGACAACAAGGAGAAAUUUAGAGAAUCUUCUCUCGAUUUGUUUUCGCCUGUUGACAUUUCUGAACAUCGGGUCAACGUGUCUCGUUUACACAAUCACGGCGCGCGUUUUUCGCGACGAACUUCGAGCUAUUUUUCAACAUCUAUGGUUCCGAACCGGCGUACAACGUCCAUCAUACAACAGUAUAUUUUCUGUCUCUCGACGUGUCUUUCCCACGAAGUGA